This is a messenger RNA of Ostreobium quekettii, 1626 nucleotides long. The record is from the annotation of a GenBank genome assembly. Lineage: Eukaryota; Viridiplantae; Chlorophyta; Ulvophyceae; Bryopsidales; Ostreobiaceae.
AUGGGCUCCUUCGGCGGCUACGGGCACGACUCGCUGGCGGUCCAACGCACCGUGCCCGUCCCGCAGCCCUACUGGGCGGACUACGGGGGGAUUUCGCGGGGAGUGGCGGCCCUGGCGUCGACGACGUGCGAUUCGGAGAGCACCGUCGAGUCCCAUUUCUCGAGGUAUGGGGAGGUGGAGUCCGCGGAGGUGAUACACGACAAGGUGACCGGCAAGUCGAGAGGAUUUGGAUUCGUCACCUUCUCUGAUUCAUUGGCCGCCGAGCAAGCCCUUGCGGACUCUCACACCAUCAACGGCCGUCGGUGCGAAGUCAAAGCCGCCGUGCCAAAGGGAGAGCCCAUUCCCCCGAAGACCAGGAGGAUCUUUGUGGCCCGCAUUCCGUCGACGGUCACUGAAGAUCAGUUCAGGGAGUAUUUUGAGGGCUUCGGGAUGGUGGAAGACGCCUACAUGCCAAGGGACCACAUGCGCCAGAACUUCAGAGGCAUUGGGUUUGUGACGUUCGCAGACCCUGCGUCCACAGAAAGGGUGAUGGAGGUUAAGCACAGGUUUGAUGAGCACGAAGUGGUCGUGGAUCGAGCCACCCCCAAGGAUUCCACUGGUGCCUCCCCCCGGAGGCACUCACUUGGGGGCCAACAUCCGGGACACAUGUCCCACGAUGGCAGUGGCAGCACGGGUGGGUUGAGGACAAGGGGAGGGAGCCGAUCCGACCUCACCCUGGCUGGCAGUGGCUUUGGCAGUGUGUCCCUGAGCGAUCAGCACAGUCGCCACCUGGACUUGCUUCAGAGCCUGCGUGCACAACAGUGUCAGGACUUGGGAGUUGCGGCGCGGCCUGCUCACAGAGUGAUAGACGUGGAGCACUCAACAGGCGAUUUGCCCGCAGCAAGCGAGUUUGGCCUGUCCAGUGCCCUUGGCCACGAUAUCCCUGGUCUGAGGCUUCAACACCAGGACAUGGGGCUGGGGUCGCUGUCCAGCACAGUGGAUCCCCUGUCCCAGGGUCUGGCCAUUGAUUUCGCGAACCGUCUGCGGGAGCUGUCCACAGGGGGUAUGGAAAGUGUGCCAGGUAGUGUGGGGAUCAGCAGCCUCACCAGCAACCUGCUCUCCCGCUCCUCCUUGCAGCUAAGCCCGAAUUCGCUGAUUGGGCUGCAGUCCGCGUUGGGUGUUGAGACGCAGAGUCCCUGCCGGAGAAUGGACAGUGCACGAGUUUCAUCAGCAAGGGGUGGCCCCAGGCUGUUCGUUGGCAAGUUGUCCAAAGACACAACCGAGCAGGACCUGCGCGACUAUUUCAUGAAGUAUGGAUACGUCAUGGAUGUGUACAUGCCAAGGUCGAAGGACAACAAGAAGGAGCACAGGGGAUUCGGAUUUGUGACCUUUGAGACCGAGGCUGCUGUGAAGCGAGUGGUAGCACACGGGGCACACAAGUUGAAGGGCGCCGUGAUUGCGAUUGAUGUGGCGCUGCCCGAGGAACCCCCCCUGGUUCCCCUUGGCCUGGAGGGCAGAAGGAGCGGCGGCCUGUCUGGUGGGGCGAUGGCAAACAUGGUCGCCGGAACCUCCAUUGGCCUGGAUGUGGACUGCGCCGUUGGACGUGGAGCCGGCAUUCACCCGAUGCACACGUUGCAGCCGUAUUGA